Molecule: messenger RNA, 3258 nt
Organism: Peronospora farinosa
Lineage: Eukaryota; Oomycota; Peronosporomycetes; Peronosporales; Peronosporaceae
Source: the annotation of a GenBank genome assembly
AUGGAAAAUCCGCUACAUGUGACAGUGUCCAUGGUACCGUCACGUGUUAAACGUUCGCUAGAUUUACGUGAUAUGAUGGACGAACUACCGAUGUUAGCAACGCUUAAGGACCACAAAUGGAUGGACAGACUGCCGCGCAAUUUGUUUCGCAAGUUGAAGAAGAACUCGCCCAAUGACGUUUCGGAUACAGACACGACACUAUUAUCGCCUGGAUUUUUACCAACGCCACGAACGGCCAGAGCCAUGUCAGUAUUGGUGCCUCAGCCAAAUGAUGAGGUUCUGGAAGCAUUGGACGCUCGGUUCUUUACAGAAACUUUUGACCCUGUUGCAAACUUGUUGAAAAAUCUUCCAGAGAGUAAAAAUCAACUGAAUGUGUUCAUGCGCACAGAAAUCAGUGCAGUCGAUGUGGCAAAAGAUGUUAUCUUGAUGAAAUUGCAAGAUGAAGUACGAGCAAAUUACAGUUCAUUGAUUCAAGGUAUGAAGGUGGUACAGGAAGUUGAUCUCGAUUUAAUACGAGCACAAAUCCACGUUAAGAACGGACGUCGCCUUCUUGCAACAACGAAAAACGAUCUCGUUCUUAGCUCUUUAGCAAUUGUGAAAACCAAGCGAAACCGCGAUCGUGUUAGUGAGAUCAUCAGAAUUGGAUUACAAAUUGUCCAGCUCUUUGAUGAUGAAAAGAAAAUGAAUGUGGCCCUGCAAGAACACCGGUUCAUCACUGCUGUCAAUAUUUGCAUAGGCCUUCGGAAAAGGUUAUCGCACGACUCGUUGCAGGGGCUUACGAUUGUGAAAGAUAUCCGAUUCCGGGUAAACGACUUUAUUCCAAGAUUGAGGGAGCUGUUUGAUCAGUCGCUGCGGAAAGUCGCUGAGCACUUCGACCCGCUCGAGUAUAAAGAUUUACUGCAGGCAUACGUCACAUUAGCGGACCACUCUGAAAAUCUCGGCUUUGAGUUCUCGUCAUAUACGCUGACCGAAGUGCUGUCCAAUAUCCCUGAGAUUAUUGUCCGAUCCAUCGACGGUAUGAAAACUGCGUUUAUACGUCGAGUUUUCGAAGCCGUGUCGCCAACAACAACUAAAAAUGAAAGGGAGACCAAUCAGAUUGAACAGAUAAACACAAGCAAGAAUGGCGAACAUGCAGAUGUAGCACUAACGCCGGCGUCCCAAACAGUCGAAAGAAUCAAGCGUUGCUAUGAGCACCUCGCUGGUCUGAUGCACACUUACUAUUUAUUGGUCCAGUGGCAUCGGGACCCAUUUAACCCGCUCAACGACGACAUUGCUUACCUUCAUCGCUGCGGAAUUGACGAUGAUGACGAUGAUGAUGAGGAUGAUGAUGAUGAUAGUGACGAUGACCAUCAUGGGAAAGAGUGUCAUCAUUCCCACUUUUCAAAGAACCGCCCUGCAAGCAAUCGAUCGAAAGAGCCUGAGUCCCCAUCGCGUCAUAUGAGAGAUAAUGGACUCAAUCACUCUAGCUCACAAAGGUCACGGUAUGAUCAAGUCCUAUGUGAUACCGGCAUGACUUUGCUGAAGUAUCGCAAGAUCGUUUGGGAAAAUAUGCAGCAAAAUGUGCUGGAGAUGAUUAAAAAGCUGGACACGUCGUAUGGCUAUCAGAUGGAACAUAUUAUUGCUCUUUCACUAGCGACGACAACGUUUAAUGAGAUUGGGGAGGAAUUUACCGGUGCUCCCUCGUCAAAGAUUGGGUCAGUUCUUCGAGUCAAAUGUGAGCAGUACCUGCAUGCGUUUCAUGACGACAAUAUUGAAUUAGCUCGAAUGCAUCUGGACACAGAAAACUGGCUUCGCAUCACUACACCGUCGACGGAUGGUGACGAUAAAGUAGGCCUUCUUCGACUGAUCGAGAAGCGAAGUGGAUACUUUUUUGAACGGAAGAGUCGCAAAGACCUUGCAGUCGACCCUAUUUAUUUGAGACGAGUGUUUCCAUCGUUUCAUACCGAAGGAAAUCCAUUUAGCGCUGCCAAUUCGAUGGAGUGGCUCUCUAUGAAGCAAGGUAUCCGCUUUUGCCAUGAAACUAAUGGCGGCGAAAAUUGUGGGAAUAAGACAUCACCGCCAGAGUAUAAUAAUCAACGACUUCCUGUCAUGGACCCUAACGAAUCAGAAUUCGUAUUGACUUCGUCCAGUCUUGCAGGCUUUGUCCGGCUGUGUGGUGUUUACUUGAAAAUGAUGGAGCACCUUCCGCACAUCAGCUGGGAUGUGUUACGCUCGUUGAACUAUCUGUUCGAGUUCAACUUGUAUGUUGUUUUCACCAACUUCAUUACGCCAGACGACAUCACACAGUUUUUUCACGGUAUGCGUGGAAGUUCGACCAAGAACGAUGCAACGCGGUGGAAUGAGCUACGCACUGCAAUUUGUCGUAUAGCAGAUGAAAUUAAUGCUGGUGAAGUACUGCUCCAAUCGUCUGCAUGGAUCUACCCGUCGACAACAGACGGAAGUAUGGAUCAGCAGCAGAACUCGCCUAUGUCGAGGAAAGUUACGCUGCGUAAGGUGACUCGAACACCCUCGGCCGUUGAGGAGAGCAAUUCUUACGCGUUAGCUGAACGAUCAAUUGCUUGCGAAGCAGUGGUCGGUCAGUCCAGACUGCUGAAUGCUAUCAAAGCAUUAGCUCGGUCGUAUCUUCCUGAUCGGUACCUUUGCCUCAUGGAUGAAAUGUAUGAACGAAACUACACUGUGGCACGUGAACUUCGCAGCUUCAUGCACAGUACAAUUGCAACGAGACUUGUGGACAUCCCAGCCCUGCUGGAAUCAGUAUUUGCUGUAUCUUGGGACAUUACCUACAUCAGUGAUCAGCACAACGAGUAUAUCGUGCAUUUGGUACAACAAUGUGGAGAAGUAUGGGAAGGCCUUCAAAUUCUGGCGAACGGAUCCAUUCCAAUCGACGCGCGCGAGGAUAUUUGGGCAGCCAUGGUACAAACUAUGAUAGAUACGCUGUUGCAAGCAUUUUCGACGGCCUCCAAUCCAACCCCUCAAGGUCGUGCACUCAUGUUGCUGGACUUGCAUGCGCUCCUGAAUGGUCUCGAUCGGAUUAACCAUAUUAGCUCUCGAGCUGUGCCUCGCGGUCGCGAGCAUGUGGGUAAUUACAUCAAGGCCUUCUACUAUGACGAAUACGAGCUCUUGAAAUGGGUUCAAGAUAACAAGACGUUGUACUCGAAGGUCCUAUUUGCCAACCUGCUCAAGAACGGCAUCGGAUCGACGCUAGAGAUUAAGAAACUCCGCGAGCUUGUCUUGGAGAUUGACACAAUUGUUGGCUAA